AUGAGUAAAAGACAAAUUGAGUCAGAUUCAGAUAUAGAUGUCAGUUCAACUGAUGAAUCAGAUACAGAACAACAACCACAAGAAAAUGAUGUUGAUAUGGAAGAAACAGUAAAUGUUGAUUUUGAUUUUUUUGACUUAAAUCCAGAAGUUGACUUUCAUGCAACCAAAAAUUUCUUAAGACAAUUAUUUGGAGAUGAUCAUAAUGAAUUUGAUAUAAGUGGGUUAUCUGAUUUAAUUUUGACUAAAAAUUCAGUGGGGACAUCAAUCAAAACAGAGGGUGAACAAAGUGAUCCAUUUGCACUUUUAAGUGUAGUAAAUAUAACUAAUAAUUUAUCACAACCAAGUAUAAAAAAGCUAAUUGACUAUAUUUUGAAAAAGACAAAGAACCAAAUGGAAUUUAAUAUUACUUUAAAAAAGUUAUUACAACCAAAAGAUCAAAAAAAAUCAUCAAGAAUUGGAUUAAUUAUAAGUGAAAGAUUGAUAAAUAUGCCAAUAGAAGUUGUACCACCAAUGUAUAAAAUGUUAUUAGAAGAAAUGCGAAAAGCAGAAGAUGCAAAUGAAAGAUUUGAAUUUGAUUAUUUUUUGGUUGUAUCAAAAGUUUAUCAAUUAGUAGAUGCAGUUGAAAAAGAUGAUGAUGAUGAAGAAAAAAAUAAAAAGAAAAGGAAAACUCCUAAACAUGAACCAAAACCAAUAGAAAUGGAUUAUUUCCAUUUAGAAGAUCAAAUAUUGGAACAAAAUGCAUUGUAUAAAGGAAUUUUUGAUUAUAAUAAUAAAAAUAAACAAGAAACUGAUUCAAGAAGAGUAUUUACAGAUUAUGGUAUUGAUCCAAAAUUAAGUAUAAUAUUGUUAAGUAAAGAUAACUUAGCAAAAUCAGUAAAAGAAAUGCAAGAACAAUUUCCAGCUCCUUGA
Molecule: messenger RNA, 909 nt
Organism: Lodderomyces jiufengensis
Lineage: Eukaryota; Fungi; Ascomycota; Pichiomycetes; Serinales; Debaryomycetaceae
Product: protein-transporting protein
Exons: 1
Coding region: 1-909 (302 amino acids)
Cellular component (GO): nucleus
Source: RefSeq, a predicted model, not a curated record